This is a messenger RNA of Oreochromis niloticus (Nile tilapia), 2039 nucleotides long. RefSeq names its product adaptor related protein complex 2 subunit sigma 1 (gene ap2s1). The record is from RefSeq and is a predicted model, not a curated record. The transcript is spliced from 5 exons. Gene Ontology annotation, cellular component: membrane coat; AP-2 adaptor complex. Lineage: Eukaryota; Metazoa; Chordata; Actinopteri; Cichliformes; Cichlidae. The coding region runs from base 162 to 590 and encodes 142 amino acids. Gene Ontology annotation, molecular function: clathrin-cargo adaptor activity. Gene Ontology annotation, biological process: intracellular protein transport; clathrin-dependent endocytosis.
UGCAACGUGACGCAGCCAUAGUUUUGCCACUUCCUAUUAGCUUGGAGAAGAUAGCGGACGAGCGGUCAUAAAAUAUCGAUGUAUUAAUGUGAAAAUUAUUGCACACUUGCUUGGGAACCUGCUGCUUUGGAGUCUCUAAGGUCCAUAUUUGGGAGGCGAAAAUGAUCCGCUUUAUCCUCAUCCAGAACCGAGCGGGAAAGACACGACUGGCCAAAUGGUACAUGCAGUUUGAUGAUGAUGAGAAACAGAAGUUGAUUGAAGAAGUGCAUGCUGUCGUUACUGUCAGAGAUGCCAAGCACACCAACUUUGUGGAGUUCAGGAACUUCAAGAUCAUUUACAGACGUUAUGCUGGUCUGUACUUCUGUAUUUGUGUGGACGUGACUGAUAAUAACUUGGCAUACCUCGAGGGAAUCCACAACUUCGUAGAGGUGCUCAAUGAGUAUUUCCACAAUGUGUGUGAGCUGGACCUUGUGUUCAACUUCUACAAGGUGUACACGGUGGUGGAUGAGAUGUUCCUGGCGGGGGAGAUCAGGGAGACCAGUCAGACAAAGGUCCUCAAGCAGCUCCUCAUGCUCCAGUCACUCGAGUAAAAAAGAAGAAGAAAAAAAAAAGUCAAUAACCAUCUAUCUUACCUGGAUACUAAUCUGCUGCCCUGGCACCCAAAACAUCUUGCUCCUUUUUUUGUAUCAGUCUGAAAUGGACAUUUGUCAUGUUCCUGUCUCUGCAGAGCCAACAUUUACUGGGACUUCAAGGGAAAAAGGGGGAGGGGGUGUUUAGUAAAGAAGAUUAAUAUUGUUUACAUAUGGAUAUGAGUCCAAUUAAUCUUUUGUCACAAGUCUAUAUGUUGCAAUAUUCUGCACCCGUCUUACUGGUCAGGAUGUCUUGAAGGCUAUACAGCACAUUUCAACAUGUUAACAUUUCAUAUACUGCCUUAGUUACACUCAGCUAUAUUCUGUUUUUCUUCUUCCACAAGCCAGUGGCCACAGAAAUGAAUUAUUCCUGUAGUAACGACAAAGUAAUUGCAUUUAUCUCUGUGCAGUGUGGAAACAAGUGUCACGCUGCUCUCUUCUGCCCUCCUUAUGUCCACCUCUCAUUAACCUAAACAUUUAUUUAAUGGCACUACUGUGACUAACAAGCACCAUAGAGACUGCCUAUAAUGACCCGUGUGCAUUGAGAACUUAUGAUUGCCUCGCAGCCUUUUCUAUAAGUAAUGUUAUGCAGGAUCUUGGAAGUUUUAGGAUAUUCAUCAUGGCUGCUGUGCAAUUUAUAUCUGGAUUGGAGUAUAGGCAAACUACAAAUAGAAACCUCUUCAGACCAGUUGACCCAGCACAGCUAGUUCAAUUGAAUGGAGUGUGCUUAGAACGAGUGCCGUUCUGACAGUUUGUUAUGGCAACCUGUGCUGUCCAGACGUCCUCAUGGUUGAUGGUGGUCAAUAGUAUAGGUCAUGUUACAUCCAAUGGUUGCACACUGGUAUGUUGUGAUGAUUUCUGUUGCUUUUGAAAUGAUCUUCAUCAUUUAAUGCAGCUCGUUACAUCAAAUGGUGCUGGUUGGUUACUCUUAAGAACACUUAACUAUCCCUAGAUACAGAAGGUAUAUUUUACAUAAAUCAGUAAUGUGAAAAUUGCUUUGUACGGUGUGUACAUACAGUGUAGCCUGUGUUGAAUAUUGUGAACACAAGUAGUUCCUGCUCACAGUAUUUCCAUACAUUCCUUUGGCAUUGCAUAAAAUGAGUUGAAUUUUAAAUUCCACUUAAAAUCCUCUUAGUCAGAAAAAAAGCUUUUACUCACAUCCCUUUGCUCAGCCUAAAUCUUUGACAUGGUCAUAAUCUAAUUUUAACCAUAUCUAUUCACAGGUCUCAAAGUUGAUUUCAUGUAUUCAAGUUUUGAAUUUUUUUUUUUUUUUUAAAUUAGUGAAAUAUGUACUGCUUCCCUUCUUGUCCACCUGUGAGUUUGUUGAUGAAAGUGAUGAGUGUAGUACUGUCUCCCGUUCACUUAUGCCAGUAUCUCCCUCUUUGUGUAAAUAAUAAACAGAUGAAGUAA